AGUGCACUUUGCACUUGCACCGGGUCUCUCCCGACAGCUCUGUUUUUCCUUUCCUCCGCGCAACGCACCCGCUGAUCGCCUCUCAUGGCUGGGUACCCUACAGACGCCAAAGGCGGGCUCGCCAAGCUCAUCAGCUUCGACACUACCUGCUCCUCGAAGUCGAACCUCGAUCUCAUCCACUACGUACAGGGGUACCUGCAGUCGAAAGCCGUUGAAUCUGUCCUUGUCUACAACGACAAGAAAGACAAAGCGCACUUGUGGGCGACGCUGCCCGGCGAGGACGGGGUCACGCAGGGCGGCAUCGUGCUGUCGGGCCACACGGAUGUGGUGUCUGUGAUUGGCCAGAAGUGGGACACCGACCCCUUCACGAUGGUGGAGAAGGACGGCAAGCUGUUCGGCCGCGGUGCGUGCGACAUGAAGGGCUUUCUGGCGGUGGUGCUGGCGCUGGUGCCCACUUUUCUCUCUCUGAAGCGCGCGAAGCCGGUUCACAUUGCCUUUUCGUACGACGAAGAGCUUGGCUGCGCUGGUAUUCCGACCCUUAUCAAGUACUUGAAGGAACAGAAGUUUCACGCCGAUGUGUGUCUCGUUGGCGAUGGAGGCAUGACGAUCGGCAUCGGCAACAAAGGUCACUGUUUGUGGAAAGUGAAGGUGCACGGCAAAGCGAUCCACUCAUCUAUGGCUCUGAUGAACACGAGCUGCAACGCCAUCGAGUACGCUGCGCAGAUCAUCACCAAGGUGCGACAGAUCGCCAUCGAGGUCCGCGAUCAUGAAACCCGCGACACGAGCUACACCUGUCCCUUCUCGCCGAUCUCAACGAACUUGAUCAGGGGCGGCAACGCAGUAAACACGGUGCCGGCAGAUUGUGAGUUUGAGUUCAGCGUUCGCAUCACAGACACAGCAAUUGCACGAUCCAUUGACAAACGCAUUCAUCAAUACGUCGACAAGGUCGUAUUGCCCGCGAUGCGUCAAGAAUACACUGAAGCAAGCGUUGAUAUCAGCGCCUACAACCUCUGUCCUUCUUUCAACGGGAAAGAAAAUGAGCCUUUCACGAAACUUGUGCGGAAAAUGCUCAACGACCAGAAGAUCCGCAAGGCGGGAGGUACAACUGAGGCUGGCUUUUUCCAGGAAGAACUACAAAUUCCUACUGUUAUUGUCGGACCAGGAGGCUGCGGGGCCCACGAGGCAAACGAAUACACCCUCUGCGAGAACCUGAUCAAAUGUGAGAAGUUCACAAAGGACCUCGUUGCUACCUGCACUCUCACGAGGGAACCGCUGACGUCGCAUUUGUAG
This is a messenger RNA of Leptomonas pyrrhocoris, 1290 nucleotides long. RefSeq names its product glutamamyl carboxypeptidase putativemetallo-peptidase Clan MH Family M18. Bases 85 to 1290 code for a protein of 401 amino acids. Gene Ontology annotation, molecular function: acetylornithine deacetylase activity. Lineage: Eukaryota; Euglenozoa; Kinetoplastea; Trypanosomatida; Trypanosomatidae. The record is from RefSeq and is a predicted model, not a curated record. Gene Ontology annotation, biological process: L-arginine biosynthetic process. The transcript has a single exon.